UUGAAUCUGCCGUUGUGUUUGGUUCAUUUAUCUAUCUGGUUCCACAGAUUUUUAUCUGGCAACCAGUGUAAAAACUAAAAAUAUACCCCGAUCGAUAUAUUUCACGUUUUGUUAUCUUGUGCACAGACAGCGACAGCAAUGUGAACUCUUUGUAGAUUUUAUUUGCAUAUUUGUAUUUUAAAAUUCUUUAAUGUUUUUUGGAGUCAACGUCUGACAAUCAUGCAAGUCUUGCCUGAGAUAGAUUAAGAAGUACACAACGGAGACAGAAGCCCUUAACAUGUAAACAGCUUUAUUUGUUAACCGGCAGACGGAAGUGACGAGAGGCACAAAGAGAAUUAAAGAUUUAAAAAACUUAACCAAGGAUGACGUCAUACUACGGUAUCGGCAUUAUGUCUGGGACUUCUCUAGAUGGCCUUGACCUGUGUUUUGCUGAGUUUACAGGCGACCCAGAGACGGAUAUCUGGGGCUACCGCAUCGAGCAGGCUGUGACCGUCAGCUACAGCAGCAACAUGCAGGAGAGGCUAGGGAAGGCCACAACUAUGGCGGGCAUUGAUCUGGUCAAACUUCAGAUAGACUACAGCCACUUUGUGGGGCAAUGUGUAGAGAAGUUUAUCGAGAAAAACAACUUACACCCAGACUUCGUCUCCUCCCACGGCCACACAGUGUUUCAUCAACCAGACAAGGGGCUGACCUUUCAGAUAGGAGAUGGAGAAAUUAUAUCAACUUAUAUCAGAUGUCCAUUUGUUUGUAACUUUCGGUCCAAAGAUGUUUCUCUCGGAGGUCAAGGGGCGCCACUGGUGCCGUGUGGAGAAAAAUAUUUGUUUCAACAAACUGACCUGUGCAUUAAUCUAGGGGGGAUAGCUAAUGCUGGCUGUAAGGGUGACAGUGGUUUUGACAUCUGUUGCUGUAACAUGGUGCUGAACCACCUAGCCAAGUGCCACAACCCAGACCUGAGCUACGAUGAUGGUGGACAGCUGGCAGCCACUGGACAAGUCAUCCCAGAACUGUUGGAGAAACUUGACCAGCUGGACUAUUAUAAACAGACAGGACCUCGCUCCCUGGGGUUUGAGUGGGCAUCAAGCAAAGUUUUUCCUCUGCUUAAUAAAGAGAAAUAUGCCAUCCCUGACUUGUUGCGAACAUACACUGAGCACAUCACAGACCAUGUGACCAGCUGUUGUGUCAAGGCCAUCAACAAAGCCCAGGGCUCCGUGUUGGUCACAGGGGGCGGGGCUUUUAACACAACUCUCAUGCUGGAUCUAAAGGGGAAGCUUGGCAGGCACAACAUAAAGAUUGUGGAGACAGAUGAUGAGCUGGUGGAAUACAAAGAGGCGCUGAUCUUUGCUUUCCUUGGUCUGAGGUCCCUGCUCAACAUGGAGAAUGUGUUCAGCUCUGUGACUGGCAGCAAGACAGACACAGUGUCCGGCAGCAUCCACCAUGGCACCCUGUGCAACAACAAGCCCAGUCUACAGGACCGCUUCAACUUCAUGAUUAGAAAGAAAAGUUUGGGGGUCAAUGAACUGAGAAUCAUUCGGGAAAAAUGAAAAAAAGUUUGCUGUGAAUUUCAUCUCAUUCAAGGAAAGUGAAAAUAGCAUUUUCUGUGAAUUUCACCUCUGGGUCAAAGUUAAAUUUCUGCGUUAACUUCCUGAAUUUUUUCAUGGUUACAAAUCUUUGUUUUACAAAGAUUUUCUCAGUUUGAAACCAUUCAUUGACAUGACUAAAUAAUAUAAAUAUACUUGGAGAACCCACAGCAUGAAGUAACACUGCAAGGGUACACCAGUAACAUUUAUCUCAUUUAAUUUUAGCAGUAACAAAUAUCUUAACUUAAUUUGUUACUAUCCAUUUUCACUAAGAAGAGUGUAUUGAUAUUAAUGUAGAAAACUGUAAAUAUUUUAAUGAAUCAAUUUUUCAAGUGAUGUUUUAAAAAUGUAUCAUCUUGUACUGCCUACAGCCUGAUGUAAAUCAAGGUAUAAUCAAGACUUUUAAAAAGUGUUAAGUUGCUGUAAAAAAUUGUGCUUAGAUCAGAUCAUUAUUUGCUAUUGGAGUGCGAAAAAAUCUUACAAAUAUUUUCCUGCAUCCUGGUGCAGAGAUCUUGGUUACUUGUCAGGGGAGAGAGUUUCCUGUGCUAACUAUUUGAGCCAUGUCUAGAUCUCUUUAAAGUCAGAAGCUGAGUAAAAAUGUAUAUUGACAAAAACGUUGUUUUUUAAUAAUUUAAAAAAAAAUAUCCUCUAAUUUUAAUUACUGUUUCCACACAGAUGGUUUUAAAUUGAAUGGUUCAGCCAGAAAUGUAAGGCUGGCCGGAGUUUUGACCACUUCACUUUUAUCUGUUUACA
Messenger RNA from Physella acuta, 2330 nucleotides. Its product is annotated as anhydro-N-acetylmuramic acid kinase. Gene Ontology annotation, molecular function: ATP binding; phosphotransferase activity, alcohol group as acceptor. NCBI's taxonomy places the organism in Eukaryota, Metazoa, Mollusca, Gastropoda, Physidae. Gene Ontology annotation, biological process: amino sugar metabolic process; peptidoglycan turnover. The record is from RefSeq and is a predicted model, not a curated record.